UUUCAUGUAAUGUUAUUUUACUAACAUCUAACUUAAAUUAAUAAAAAUAAUCAAUACAGCUGGAAGCCUAUAAGCCCCCCGUGGACCGAACGCUCAACAAAAGACUUAUGUACACGAAAAAUCGAUACCAUCCGAUAGUGAAAAACAGCGACUGGCAUCAUUUCUACGAGUCCUUACCAAUAGAUAACAACCCCUACUGCAAAUAUCAUCCUGAUCUAAAUGCAUCCCAUUACGAUCACCUGGGACAGGAAAAGUGCAUAUGCUACGCAACUGAGAUGAGUGAUAUGAUGCGACAAUUAGAGCUCAAAGACAAUUACAUCAACAGGAGUCCAGAUAAGAAAGUUAUUAAUUAUUUCAGCUUCAAAGACACGACUUCAUGCGAUGCCCCCAAUUACUCUAUGUUUCCGACCGUUUGCGCUGAUAAUUACGUCUCGACGAUGCAGAAAAGCUAUAAAACAUCCUAUCCAUACAAAAUGCACAGAAUAUCAAUCCCCAAAAGACCAUUCAUGGAGACUAGAAAAGUAAAGAAGGAAGAUCCAACUAGUAGUAUGAAAAAGUUUUACGACGAGGAUUGUAUAGAAACUAUAAAGUUGCUACAGAAACACAAAGCGCACAGAUUCAACUCUUAUGAUUUUUGCAAAGGACAUUAUCAGGAUGGUACCGUGCCAUUGGAUGAAAACAAAAGGAGAUAA
Molecule: messenger RNA, 692 nt
Organism: Nicrophorus vespilloides
Lineage: Eukaryota; Metazoa; Arthropoda; Insecta; Coleoptera; Silphidae
Exons: 3
Coding region: 108-692 (194 amino acids)
Source: RefSeq, a predicted model, not a curated record